Rotaria sordida is the source of this 558-nucleotide messenger RNA. NCBI's taxonomy places the organism in Eukaryota, Metazoa, Rotifera, Eurotatoria, Philodinida, Philodinidae. The record is from the annotation of a GenBank genome assembly.
AUGACAUCAAUAGCCAAUCUUCAUGCAGACUCUACUACAAUUGUACUUGGUAGUCUAUUAUUUUAUCAACGUGAUGCUGAUUCUCCAGUUCGUAUUAUUGGUCUAAUCGAUGGCCUUCAGAGAAAUACUGUUCAUGGCUUUCAUGUACAUAGAGAUUCAUUAAUGAAUGGUGAACUUAAUUGUACAGCUGCUGGUCCUCAUUUUAAUCCUUACAACACAUUACAUGGUCCACCCGAAGCUGAUUUAACACACCGACAUGUAGGUGAUCUUGGUAAUUUAACAGCAAAUGAUGUUGGUGUAAUUGUUGUUGAAUUGAGUGAUGGAAUUAUCGACUUAUACAAUGCUACACGAUCAAUUGCUAAUCGAACUGUUGUUUUACAUGCCAUGAGAGAUGAUGGCGGCAAAGGUGGUUUUCCAGAUAGUAAUACAACUGGAAAUGCUGGUGCCCGUUUAGCUUGUGGCGUUAUCGGUUUACCAAUGCAAGACUUAGAUAAGAAACCACAUUCGUUAAAAGGUUCUGCAUCGGUCACCAAUUUGUUUCGAAAAUUAUUUACUUAA